Messenger RNA from Closterium sp. NIES-65, 3743 nucleotides. NCBI's taxonomy places the organism in Eukaryota, Viridiplantae, Streptophyta, Zygnematophyceae, Desmidiales, Closteriaceae. The record is from the annotation of a GenBank genome assembly.
GACCUUCCUGUGUCCCCUGUGUCGAGGGGCGCCUCAGGGCUGCUCCUCACUCCUCCCUGUUUCCCCCGACAGAGGCUCCUCUGCAGACACUUCACAUGGACGUGUGGGGCCCGGCCCCCGUCCGUGGGCAGGGUCACGAGCGCUACUUCCUGUUGGUGGUUGACGACUACUCGCGUUACACCUCAGUCUUCCCCUUGCGCAGCAAGGGUGCUGUCACUGAGGUGCUGAUCGACUGGAUCCGCGAGGCUCGUCUCCAGCUCAGGAGGAGCUUCGGCUCGGACUUUCCUGUUCUGCGUCUGCACUCUGACCGAGGUGGGGAGUUCUCCUCUCGCCUUCUGCGAGACUACUGUCGUGCACAGGGGAUCCGCCAGACCUUUACGCUUCCGGACUCUCCACAGCAAAAUGGGAUUGCUGAGCGCCGCAUUGGCAUGGUCAUGGAUGUCGCUCGUACGUCCAUGAUGCAUGCGGCUGCCCCCCAUUUUCUGUGGCCGUUUGCGGUUCGGUACGCGGCGCAUCAGCUCAACCUUCACCCCAGGGUCUCUCGGCCCGCGAUGUCCCCAGUGUUACUGUGGACGGGGAAGGUCGGCGAUGCGUCUGCGUUCCGUGUCUGGGGAUCUCGGGCGUUUGUCCGCGACUUGUCUGCGGACAAGCUGUCCCCCCGUGCUGCUCCCUGUGUCUUCCUUGGCUUCCCCCCUGACGCUCCAGGGUGGCAGUUCUACCACCCCUCCUCUCGUCGUGUUCUGUCCUCCCAGGACGUCACGUUCGACGAGUCAGUCCCCUUCUACCGCCUCUUCCCCUACCGUACUCCUUCCCUUCCCCCCCCACCGGACUUCCUGGUAGACACGGUCGAGCCAGUCGAGGUUGCUGCUGAGUCUGGUCCUGCUGCGGGUGCUGAGCCCGGGGGUGCUGCUGCUGUGGGUGCUGAGCCUGGGGAUGCUGAGCCUGGGGGUGCGAGGCCGGGGGGUGCUGAGUCUGGGGGUGCUGAGCCGGGGGGUGCUGAGCCGGAGGGUGCUACGUCAGGAGCUGCUGAGCCUGGGGGUGCUGGGCCUGGAGGUGCGGAGCCUGCGCCUGCUGGACCUGGGGGCUCUCCGGUUCUUCCGUCUCGGCGGGAGCCGCUCUCUCCACAGGAGCUGCGCGAGUGGUUUGCUCGCCGCUGGAGGCGUGCUGCUGGAGCUGGAGCUUCUUCGCCUGCUGAGGGUGCUGCCGGUCCCGGAGCUGCUGGGCCUGCGGGUCCUACUGGAGCUGGAGCUACUGAGUCUGGGGGUGCUGAGUCUGGAGCUGCUGAGCCUGGAGGUGCUGAGUCUGGAGCGGCUGUGCCUGGGGGUGCUGAGUCUGGAGCUGCUGAGCCUGGGGUUUCUCCUGCUGCUGCGUCUCGCCGGGAGCCCCUCUCUCCACAGGAGCUGCGUGAGUGGUUUGCUCGCCGCUGGAGGCGUACUGCUGGAGCUGGAGCUUCGUCGACCGUCGAGGGUGCUGGUGCUGCCGGUCCCGGAGCUGCUGGGCCUGCGGGUCCUACUGGAGCUGGAGCUGCUGAGGGUGUUGGUGCUGAGACUACUGCUGUCUGUCCUGGCGAUGGUUCUGCUGCUGGUGCUGCUGGAGGUCCUGCCGCUGGAGGUGUUGGUGGCGCUGGUGCUGUCGCUGAGGGUGCUGAGUGUCCACAGCCUGUCCAGUCGCAGUCACUGUUGGAGCCUUCCUCUCCUCUGCCUACUCCCUCUCCUUACACUGGUCCUACUGGAGGUCUUGCUGAGCGUCGUGAGCCUGCGUCUCGUCCCGCGUCGCCUGUUCGUGCUGCUCGCGCUAGUGGUCGCGGUUCGCGUCAGCGUCCUCCUCCUGUCCCUGGCACGCACCGGAUGUCUCUGCGUCCGUCCACUGCUCCUCUGCGUGCCCCUUUGCCUUCUCCUCCUGAGUCCUCUCUUCCUGCGCUUGCCGACCCUGAGUCGGACUCUCUUCGCGCUGCCAGUCCUACUGUCACGCGUCUGCUUGCUACUGUCGUCACUGACCCCUCUUUUGAGUCCACUGCUGCGUCUGCUCUAGUCGCUGAGCUCGUUGACUUUGCUGCUCGCUGUCGUCUCGACUACGCUGCUGGUCUUGUUGCUGAGUCUGCGUCUGUCUGUCCUCCGUCCGUCGGGGGUGAGUGUGCUCUUGGCACGGACGUCCUAGAGGACAGACAGGAGGAGUUACAGUGUCUAGCGGCUGCUUCACCUCAUCUCGCGUCUGUACUGCUUGCCCCUGAGGGAGACCCGGAUGCACUAGACAUCCCGACUCCGCGUUCUUACGCGGAGGCCGUAGAGGGUCCCUACUCCUCUCAGUGGCAGGCAGCUAUGGAUGCAGAGAUGGCUUCCUGGAAGUCCACAGGCACCUACGUUGACGCAGUUCCCCCUCCUGGGGCGAACAUCGUCAGUGGCAUGUGGAUCUUGCGGGUGAAGCGGCCGCCGGGCUCUCCACCUGUCUUCAAGGCGCGGUACGUUGCUCGUGGCUUCAGUCAGCGGCAGGGAGUUGACUACUUUCAGACCUUCUCUCCCACCCCGAAGAUGACCACUCUUCGGGUGCUGCUGCACAUAGCCGCUCAGCGCGACUACGAGCUUCACUCUCUCGACUUCAGCACUGCGUUCCUGCAGGGUAGCCUGCACGAGGAGAUCUGGCUGCGCCGUCCACCUGGCUUCACUGGGACUUUCCCUCCUGGCACCCAGUGGAGCCUCCGACGGCCAGUCUACGGUCUCCGCCAGGCACCGCGUGAGUGGCACGACACACUGAGGACUACGCUUGCGGCUCUUGGGUUUGCUCCUUCUACUGCUGACCCGUCGCUGUUUCUGCGCACCGACACUUCACUGCCGCCGUUCUACAUCCUCGUGUACGUCGACGACUUGGUCUUUGCCACAGCGGACACUGCUGGACUCGCCUACGUGAAGUCCGAACUGCUGAAGAGACACACGUGCACAGACCUGGGUGAACUGCGCAGCUACCUUGGCUUGCAGAUCACUCGGGACAGAGCACGCCGCACCAUUACCUUGACUCAGUCACACAUGGUGCAGCAGGUCCUUCAGCGCUUCGGCUUCACGUACUCCUCGCCCCAGGCCACUCCUCUGCCUACUCGCCACUCACUCUCAGCUCUGCCUUCGGAUGAGUCCGUAGAGUCGAGUGGUCCGUAUGCAGAGCUUGUUGGCUGCCUCAUGUACCUGAUGACCUGCACACGACCUGACCUUGCAUACCCUCUGAGUAUUCUUGCACGCUAUGUUGCUCCUGGGAGACACAGACCAGAGCACAUGGCUGCAGCGAAGAGGGUAUUGCGCUACCUGUGCAGUACGUCGGGCAUGGGGCUUGUGCUUGGAGGGCGGAGUCCAGUGGUCCUUACCGGCCACGCGGACGCUUCUUGGGCUGACGACCAGGCUACUUGUGAGGCUGAGAUCUACGCCGGGGCCAUGGCUGCACAGGAGCUUCGCUGGCUCACCUACCUGCUGACUGACCUUGGAGAGCCGCCUCGUUCUCCUCCAGUGCUGUACGUAGACAACAAGGCCAUGCUGGCCUUGUGUCGAGAGCAGCGCUUGGAGCACAGAACGAAGCACAUUGCUCUCCGCUACUUCCUUGCUCGUGAGCUGCAGCAGCGUGGUCAGUUGCGACUUGCGUACGUGGCCUCUGAGGCCAACACUGCUGAUGUGUUCACCAAGGCACUCGCGCCUUGUGAUCAUCAGCGCUUUUGCACCCAGCUGGGUCUUGUGUCUGUCUUGCCUCACUUGCUCUCCUCUUGA